Molecule: messenger RNA, 3831 nt
Organism: Drosophila rhopaloa
Lineage: Eukaryota; Metazoa; Arthropoda; Insecta; Diptera; Drosophilidae
Product: GPI inositol-deacylase
Exons: 10
Coding region: 110-3055 (981 amino acids)
Biological process (GO): GPI anchor metabolic process; endoplasmic reticulum to Golgi vesicle-mediated transport
Cellular component (GO): endoplasmic reticulum
Molecular function (GO): phosphatidylinositol deacylase activity
Source: RefSeq, a predicted model, not a curated record
UAUAGCCUGCCAAUCGAUAUCCAAACCUAUCAAGCAAUAUGCAAUUGUCCCUGCAUAUCGACUUUUUUUUGUAAACAUAAACAGAGAAAUGAAAAAUUAAAAAUUGAGGAUGUUUAUGUUCCGAAACUGCGCUGUUUUGCUGGUGAUUGGCUCCAUCUGCUGCUUCAUCUACGGCCUGUUUAACUCGCACGUGGAGGUGGAGCCCAAUGCCUGCCGGAUGACCUAUAUGUUCGGCGAGCCUAUGUUUGCGAAAGUGGGAGUCAAGGACGGGGAUCUGUACCCCAAUUAUGGGCUCUACUACUACUACGAGGGCGUGCGACAGCCGCUGGACCCGCUUAAGCGCCGAAUGACUGGUGCUCCGGUGAUUUUUGUGCCCGGCAACGCCGGCUCCUACAAGCAGGUGCGCUCCCUGGCUUCCGUGGCGCUGCGCAAGGCGAUGUCCGACGAUGGGGGCCUCCAUCUGGAUUACUACACCAUCGACUUCGACGAGGAGCUGUCGGCGCUGUAUGGCGGCUAUCUUCCUCGUCAGCAAAGCUAUCUAAAGCUUUGCAUCCGCACCAUCCUGGGGAUUUACGAGGGCCGUGCGGAGCAGCCCUCCAUCGUGCUGAUUGGACACUCCAUGGGCGGCAAGCUGGCACAGUCGGUGCUGGUUGAUCCGGCCGUGGGGCAGCACAUCAACACCAUUGUCAGCAUCUCCACGCCUCUGGAUCAGCCGGUGCUUAAUCUGGAUGCCCAACUGGAGGAGUUCUACGAGCAGACGAACGCUGUGCUCGGCAAGUUGCGCACUGCCACGGUGCCCACGAUGUCCACGAAUGUCUGCGACAGCCUGCACCAGCGGCCGCCGAGUGUGCAGCGGAUGGCCAACCAGGACAGCUCAGCACGACUGGACAACGUGCUUCUCAUUUCUACGGGCGGUGGUAAUAGGGAUCUGCUGGUGCGACCCGGACUCACCACCUCCCGGUUCAACGAUUUGCAUGCUAUGAAUUCGGCUAUACCCAAAGUGAGUCUCAGCUGUGACCAUCUUUCCGCCGUGUGGUGUCUGCAGUUCAUGCAGGCCAUCAACCGCUUCCUCUUCAGUAUUGCCCAUGUGCGUGAAGAUCGUUCAUCAAUCGUCUUUGGCACCAACAAGCAGCGCAACCUGCAGUCGGCCUUGUCUACAUUUGUGAAGCCGCGAAGCCGUCAGCAGAGUACUGUGCGAUUCGGAGCCGCAGGAAAUUGGCAUGAGGAGCGACGGCUGGUGAUCAACAAGUACUUUACAAAUGGACUCAAGGGCACCUUUUUCGAUUUAAUUGGACUACAGCGCCAGGAGAGAUACAGAAAGACGGCCAUCGAGGCCUUGAAUGUGGAUGACGAGGACUGGCUGUUUGGCUGCUCCGCCCAAGAGCACAAUAAAACGGGACAGCUCUAUUGCGAAAAGGCCACCUCACUGAUGCACCUCGUUCAGCGGCUGCCCAAUGAAGAUCGCGAUCCCAGGAGCAUUGCCAUCCUGGAUCUGAACAACUUGCGUAAGACCUACGUGCAGUGGACCCAUGUGCUAGUGCGCUUGCCACCGAGCACCAAGCGAAUCGGGUACAACCUGGACAUCUACGACCCUCGAGAGCGGGUGAUGGACAUCAAGAUGCCACGCUGGUACACCAUGGCCAAGCUGCCGUUGAUAAACGAAACACUCCAGGGCACGCUACACCACCGGCUGCGAAUUUCCGAGAUGGUGGAUCCGUACCAGAGCAUUCGGGUGAUUAUAGAGCCGCUGCAGUGCAUUAACCCAGAGUACAGGGUCACCGCCAGGAUAUGUGUUCCCUGGGCGGCAGGCUUUGAACGCUUUCAGACAAUUAGAUCGUUUGAUCAGAAACCUCAGUUGUAUGUGAAUGUGCCUACGUUAGCGCCCAGGCAUUAUAAUACUACGCUUAAUCCUGUGGUACUCGAUCUGUAUAUGGAUCCCACUUGUCGCUAUCGAAUCAGCUAUGAGUACUCCUAUUCCUCGGCUUUAUCUCGAUUGGUUCUCGAGUUCUACGGCUGGCUGCCGGCACACCUAGUCUGCGUUUUGCUGAUUGUGUUAAGAAAGCAAGUCGAGGUCUUUCACGAGGUGGGAACCUUCCGUAGUCUGCGUCCAUAUGUGGGUUACCUGCAGUACACUUCGCUCUAUGUGGUCACAGCCUGUCGUCUUUUAAAGAAGCUUAUCAUCACCAGCCGGUUGCUGCCGGAGCCAGAGCCUCUGGACUACAGCAUAAAUGUUUCCAUUGUGAUCCACUGUGCAGCCAUUGCCCUGUCUCUGCUGGCCACUCUGGGCACCUGGUUGGCCUUGACGCUCUAUGGCAAUGCCUUUUACCGCCUGGCCCUGCGGAUUACACGCCUCUCCCAAGCCACCUCCAACGUCAUGAUUUCGAUCAUGACCCACUUACCCAUUACGUACGGCAUACUGACCAUUGCCACGGCCAUGGGAACCUGCAGCGGAGUUGGCCUCCUGCUGGCCUUUGUGUUCUACUUCCUGAUGCUGUCGAAUGCCUAUAAGGACUAUCUGGAGGACUUUCUGUGGCAGAAGGCGGCUAAUUUGGUGCGUGGAAAGCCUGCUGCUGUUGCUGCAAAUGAUCCUUCCAGCGGGGAAAAAGCAGGAGAGGAGCAAAAUCCAGAACAGGAGGCGCUAGAACCGAAGGAUGAACAUCAGCAGCAGGAGGAAGAAGAGGUGGAGCUCUGCGAGGGUCUGCAGAACUUUUCUUUCCACGUCACUUUGCUGCUGAUGCUGCUCAUGCAGCUGCUGCUUAAUGUUCCUAGUAGUUUGGCCUGGGUGCGCAGUCGCCGACAUGGCAUUGUCCUGCCCGAUCCGAGUCUGUAUCCCAGCAUCGUUGUUCUGGCAUCACUUAGUUUGCUCUUGCAGCUGCGGGCUCCCCAAAAAUGUCAAGGAUACUGGAUCCUUUCCAUCGUGUUUUACGUUCUGGCCGGAGUGGUUUUACUGUACUGUCAGGCAGCCAUAUACAGGCUAACCUUUGUGAUUGCCGGCGCCUUCGCCCUGCUGGCUGUCCAUCAAAGUCUUUGGGUCCUUUGGCGUCGCCUGUCCUAGAUCUAGUUAAUUUUGUUCUCCCUGUGUUAAUUUGUUAUUUAUUGCCUCGUUAGUUCAUUCAGUGCGAGUCGGGAGCCGUGGACGCUGGCUUAUGUAAGCCAGCUCGUAGCGCGAAGCAAAAUAAGCUCAGAUCGGGAUCUCUCCUAGCGGGAAGUCCAAACUGGGCCCGAAUGGGCGUUGCUCUCGAUUUGCUUCGGUCGCACAUUACACGCAUUAAUUGUUUUUACGCCUUUCGUCGGCGCUUUUGGUUAGCGAUAUCUCGCUAUCUUGGGUGGCAGACACGUCAAUCUCCAUUUGGGGGAAAUGUGUGAAAAUGCCUAUUAGUAGCAGCGCCCGGUGGCCACACUCCCCAUCCCGACUCUGUUUUCCUUUUAGCCAAAGACAUAAUUUGUAGUAUUUGUUUUACCCUUUUCCGAAAUUAUUUACAAUAAUCUGGUCAAAUUUGUUUCGUUUUGCGCUGUGAGAUAUACAUAUUAAGGUUUGAAUGAUAUGAGGUUUUAAUUUUUUCCUUUUUAAAAUAGAAAUACAAUCAAUUGAUUACCAAGAGUCAUAAAAUGUUAAAUUCAUUUUCAUUGUGUACAAGUAUUAUUGUAUUUUUAUUUUGUAAUCAUCCGAUAAUACUUAAAAAAAAUCAUAUUUUCUUCCAAUCAACUAAAGGAUAAUUGACCUAAUAUACCUGCCAUAUGACACAAACUGACUUGAUAGAAACAUUAUGUAUAAAUAUUGUAAAAUGUUUUUCAGUUAUUUUAAUUAUACAGAAUUUGCUUUACCUUUAA